GAGAGAGAGAGAGAGAGAGAAGUUUGGUCUUUUUCUUCCCUUCAGUGUUUUUAAGCAUGAACGCCGAGACCUGCGUUUCAUACAGCGAUAUGACAUCCAUGGAUUCAUAUUAUAUCCCCUCCGCAGUGCAAGGUAGGGAUCUCCAGACGGAUCACUUUAGGACAUUCCCAGCCUCUGACACCAAAUACAGCCCCACUGCCUUCCUGCCCAACAAAGGUCAGGCUUACGGAGAAAAGUCCCGGAGCCCCUUCCAGCAGGAGUGCCAGUCAUUGGAUGCCGCCGCAGCUGGGCAAGGCACUUUCAGCAAAUACCACCUCUUCAUGCAGAGGUCUUCUUGCAAGACACCCCCCGAGGAGGACAAACUGCACCAGGACAGCGGACACAACGGAGCGCUCAUCUCCGGCUAUGGUAAGGACAGUUCCGGCCUGACAGACUCUGACUUGGCUCCGGACUCAGACCCUCCUGGAAUGGACACCAGCUACCUGUCUCCGAAGGAUCAGGGCGGGAAGCCGGCCUCCGAUCGGCCUCCAGGCACAGAGUUAAGCCCUAUGGACAAAGGAGAUGGGGCCGAAAGCAACAAGGGCAAGAAAAGGCGAAACCGCACAACCUUUACAAGCUACCAACUGGAAGAGCUGGAGAAGGUUUUCCAGAAGACGCACUAUCCUGAUGUUUACGCCCGGGAGCAGCUGGCACUGAGGACGGACCUGACUGAGGCCAGAGUGCAGGUGUGGUUUCAGAACCGAAGGGCGAAGUGGAGGAAAAGAGAGCGUUUUGGUCAGAUGCAGCAGGUCCGAACACAUUUCUCAACAGCUUACGAGCUUCCUCUUCUGACUCGUCCUGAGAACUAUGCACAGAUUCAGAACCCCUCUUGGAUCGGUGGCAGCAGCGCAGCAUCUCCCGUGCCGGGCUGCGUUGUGCCCUGCGACUCUGUGAACGCCUGUAUGACCCCACACCCACACUCUGCCAGCGGGAUGUCUGAUUUUCUGGGCAUGCAGAGUCCUGGAGGUCAUGUGGGACAGGGUCACAUGGGCAGCCUGUUUGGAGGGCAUCCUGGCAUGGCUUCAGGCAUCAACACGUACGAUCUGAACAUGGACCCUGACCGCAAGUCCUCCAGUAUCGCCGCUCUGCGCAUGAAGGCCAAAGAGCACAGUGCAGCCAUAUCCUGGGCCACAUGAUGUGUAUACCUGCUGGAUGGGGUGACCUAGUGGACCCUCAAGAGUCUAUUCAAUCCCAGCAUGGGGUGAGGGGACACUAUAAUCAAAAACUCAAAAGGCAACAGUGACUACCUUCAUAAAUGUUGCAAUGAAAUAAUUAUUUUAGUACUUGGAUGGGUGGAGAUUACUCCUAGAGAGAACAUCAAGAGAUUUGGUAAUAUAAGUGGGGGGGGGGCCAUGGCUGUGCAGGUGAGCUUGGUGGAGAGAUGCUCUACUGUAUAACAGGAGUGGCAAUGUAGUUCAGAUGAUCAGAUGCCGAACAUGUUAGAAAUAACAACUUCAAACAAAUCCAUGCACUUAUUUGCUAAAAUACAGGAGAGUGUGUACAGGGCUUUCAGUGUCAGCGUAGUUCUCUGUUCAGGUGCUGUUUUAUUCUUAUCUUAUUAUUUAAAUGUUGAGUGUUAUUUUUGAUUUCUAUUGUUACCGUUUUUUUUGUGACAAAAAGUUCAGCAAGCAUCUCUGGAAGCUAAACUGAGAAUAUAAAAUAGUUGUUUUCUGUAAUUACAAGGCUUUUUUAUUAUCAGCAAAAGCACAUUACUUCAGUAACACUGAGGCUGUGGUAGUGCUCAUAUCAAGCAUCUGUUACAGCAUACGGCUUUUCAGAUUCAAAGGAAACAUUUCUGUUGCUAAACAAGCUACAAGGGCCUCCACCCUCCAGCAUUUAAAAGUCAAACAGAUGAAAUGUGGUUUGUUUUAGUGUGAUCAGGGUGAGAGAUCCACCUGCCGCACUGACUGAGCCUGCUGAUGGCAGGGAGAGGAAGGGAUGGAGGAGGAAGUGGUGAGUGGGAGCAGGAGAGGGGCACAGCAGGCCUGCUGCUCUCAGGGCUGAAGAGCCUGGGAGCGCCAGCCUCCAAACAGAGCCGCUCUGUUUCAGGAAGACAAACUCCAAGUGGACAUGACUGUACCCCUUUGCAUUUAGUCUCAGGAGUUUAGAGGAGAGAAGUGCCUACUAGUCAGUCAUUCUGCCAGAAAUAACAGCGAAACCAGCAGCAGCCACCUUUGAAACAGAGGAGACUGGUGGAGAUACAGAGUGUGUUGACACUUUUAACAUUGAAAGGAUGUCUGUGUUUGACUGUCAUGGCACACUGGUAAAUAUUGAUAAAACAGCUCUGCCGUAAGCGUUAAUGUAUUUAUUUCCCUUUUUCUGUCAUUAUAUCUGUCAAAUCAAAACAAGUCCUCCUUCUGACACCAUGACAUCCACAUUUUCCACAAAAAAGCAUGUAUUUGUUCAACAUACUGCUAAAUGAUUUAAGAUGACAGUAUUACAUUUUAGUGACACAACAGUAAGACUCAAGGGGAUCAGGUAGCAUCCUGGUGUAGGUAUACUGGCUGACUGCAUAAAGAUAUAUACAAUUGACCUUCAUUGAUCCCUGUAGGGAAAUUCAGUGGGAUGUGAGCACUCUUCUUAAAGGCAACAUGGGCCGGACAGCUGGGGCUAACCAAAAACAUAUUUUAGAGUUCCCGAAGACACGAAAACAGUCAUGAGAUAGUGUGCCAUUUUUUGGCGCUUUAUCUGAGCAGGAUCUCUUUUAGUAAACCACCAACGUGUCACCGUGUCAGGGAAUCCUGGUUACAGCCAUUAUUCCCCGUUUACUUCUAUCUAGGCUUAGAACAAUAUGUCUGUUUGUUUGUGUUCUCCGUGGGGAGAAAAGAGGGGGCGAAUCAGAGAUGAGCUCUGAGCGCACAUCAUACCCAUAUCAUGCAAAUAUUCAAAUAGUUGACCUUGCUUUCCCCCUGGUAACGGUGACAGAAAUAGCUGAUGAUGUAUGCCAAUGAGGUUAUGCUUGUUCUUCCUUUGUUAGCAAGGCCUGAUUUAGGCGGAACAAAGGGUUAUAAGCAAACCUGAUACUGUGUAGUGCCCCUUCAGGCUGAGCAACCAUCGCUAAUUCUCUAAACUGAACCACAUUCCCUGCCCUUCUGGGCAUGUAAGAGAAGUGGGGUUCAGGCUCUAACCUGUCAUCAGAGCAGAUCACCCCAGAGUCCUCCAAAUUACAUCCAGUUCUACUCUCCGACCCAAAUCCAAGGCAUAUGCAUAAUCCUGUCUUUAGAGUACAUAUCUCUGACUUAAACUGAGAGAGUCUCCUUGCAAUUGUGGACAUGGGGGCCCCCUGUCUCUAGCUGUGGGGUUGGACGGAGGGCGAGCCGCGAGGGCGUCUGCUGUGUUCCGGUGUUCUGGGAAAAGGACAGUGCACACAGCUGCGCUCAGGGGGUAAAUGCAAAACAAACAUGGCUCACACAUGCUUCCCCCUCAGCUGUCAUGGCUCUGCUUUCAAAGACCCCCCCUCCUCCUCAAUACACACUGCUCUGGCUCUCUCCCUUUGCUAACAGUCCACUGCCUCAAAGCUGCAGCCCCCGACUCGCAGGGUCCGAGGCACAGCCGCACGGCCAGCCCAGGAAGGCUUUUUAAUUAACACUGAGCCAUGUGGAGGCUGUGGACUGCAGGAUUGUGUGUCAGGACAGACAGGCCCGUCUGUCUUCUGGUUUAAUGCAGACUGUUGCUCUGCGAAGUGCACAGACAUACUAGCUUUCAGUAGCUCAGGUUUACACAAUACAUACUCACUCUCUUCUGUGUAUUGAAAUGCAUUGUUUUUGGACUGAAAUAUUUUCCAUGAUGUCAUCUUCCACCAUGAACCUCAGACACCCUCAACCUACUGGUCCUGCACACACACGGGGACAGUUAAUGCAAGAAUACAAAACAGCCUCUCUCCGUCAUGAAUGCUGCAUAACUAAAUCCCUGAGUGAUGAAGUCAUCGUUCACUUUUUGUCAUUUUCUAAUACUACUGAAGUCAGACAAUCAGUAUAGGAGUAAAUAUUUUUAAAAUAUGCGUGCUGUUGUGUGCAUGUACAUUUUUGAGCAUGCAAAAUUAAUUGAAGUGUUGUAAGACUCUUGGAAAGGUUACUAAUUAGUUAUGUUUUAUUUUUGUGAGAGUUCAAUGCCUAUUUGAGUGUAUCACUUUUUUUAUUUGGUGGUAAAAUUGUACUUCCAGAGUUGUGUUUAAACAGUCUUUCGAUAUGUAUUUCUGAGUUUCAAAUGUGUUAUUUUUUUCAAGUUCAUGCGGCUUUAAGCUGUCUUUUGAAGUGUAUGAAUUUACUCCUGCUUGUGUUGUGUGUGAUUAAAGUACAAUAAGUUAUUGCA
Messenger RNA from Gymnodraco acuticeps, 4350 nucleotides. It is a transcript of the gene alx4a, whose product is annotated as ALX homeobox 4a. Gene Ontology annotation, biological process: regulation of transcription by RNA polymerase II. Lineage: Eukaryota; Metazoa; Chordata; Actinopteri; Perciformes; Bathydraconidae. Gene Ontology annotation, molecular function: DNA-binding transcription activator activity, RNA polymerase II-specific; RNA polymerase II transcription regulatory region sequence-specific DNA binding. Bases 57 to 1175 code for a protein of 372 amino acids. The record is from RefSeq and is a predicted model, not a curated record. The transcript has 4 exons.